AAACGAGGCUUGGAUACCAAGGCAUCUAAUAUGGCGGAGAACUUGGGUCACUUUCGUUGUCCCCUUCCAAUCUUUAUUUUCUUUUUAUUUCACGGCUCGGUUUUAAGCGUAGUGAAUGAGGAUCUUUGGAAAAUUCACUGCAUCUCCCUGAAGGAUCACUCUGUUUGUGAGAAAAAAAUGUUUUUGCUGUUGGUACAAAUGGUUUCUGUUUGUCGAAAGACAGAACUUCUAGAAUUUAAAAACUGGAGUUUUAUGGAAAGAAGUAUUCUAUUGAAAGAGUUUGACGUGGACGAGGAAACGAGAAACUAUAUAAGACAAGUACAUGGAGUAAUUUUUACAAAAGUUCAUCCAGUUCCUCUGAAAUAUAAACCUUAUUUGGUGGCUAUUUCUCAAGAAGUAUUGACGGACAUUCUUGAUUUGAAUGAUUCUGCCUUUGAAUCACCAGCAUUCAUAGACUUUGCUGCGGGAAAUGAAAUGAUACCAAACUCAAUUAUGCUAUCACAUAGAUACGGUGGACAUCAGUUUGGCGAUUGGGCAGGUCAGCUAGGAGAUGGUCGUGCUGUAAUUUUGGGAGAAUACACGAAUAGGAUAGGAGAGAGGUGGGAACUUCAGUUAAAAGGCUCAGGGAGGACUCCCUAUUCAAGACACGGUGAUGGACGCGCAGUGUUGAGGUCAUCUGUGCGUGAGUUCCUGGCCAGUGAAGCCAUGUUUCAUUUGGGUGUACCAACCAGCAGAGCAGCUAGUCUUAUUGUGAGUAAUGACCUUGUUUGGAGGGAUCAGUUCUAUGAUGGACAUCCAAAGCAAGAAAAAGUUGCAAUUGUUUUACGCUUAGCGAAAUCUUGGUUUAGAAUUGGGUCUCUUGAAAUUUUGGAACACAACAGCGAAGAAGCUCUUCUUAGAAAAGUUGUGGAUUUUGUCAUUGAAAAUUAUUUCAAGGAUUUAGUUAACAAGACCAAGAAGUACUUGGCCUUCUUUUCAAGAGUAGUUUCCAUGACAGCAGACCUGAUUUCCAAAUGGCAAUCUGUUGGCUUUGCUCACGGUGUCUGCAACACGGACAAUUUUAGUCUGCUGUCAAUAACCAUAGACUAUGGUCCUUUUGGAUUUAUGGAUGACUUCAACCCAGACUUUGUCCCUAACACAUCAGAUGAUGAAGGAAGAUACAGUUACAAGAAUCAGCCGAAUGUUGGGUUUUUUAACUUAGCAAAAUUGCUCCAAGCACUUAAACCAUUGAUUGAAGAUUACAGUGAAGGAGAGAAAGUUCUUUGGAGUUAUGUGGAUAGAUUUAACCAAAGGUUUCUGAGCAUAUUUCGUCGCAAACUUGGUUUACUUUACGAAGAUGAAAAUGACGAAAUGCUUAUUCACUCUUUCCUUUGGAUAAUGUCGUCCACUCAUGCAGACUUCACUAUGGCCUUCCGAGAGUUAAGUGAAGUAUCCUUGCAUGAUGUUAAUUCAAACCGCUUGCCGAGAGAAACAUGGGCACUCAAACAACUACAGACACACAAGAACUGGGGAGACUGGUUAGCACACUAUGUAGACAGGUCUCGGCUGUAUAGUGACACUGAUGUUGACAAGGCCAGAAGAAAACAAAUGCAAGAAGUAAAUCCUCGCUAUGUUUUACGUAACUGGAUGGCAGAAUCAGCGAUACAGAAGGCGGAAAGGAAUGAUUUUUCAGAGGUUCGUCAGUUGCUUGAGGUACUCAAGUCACCUUUUACAAAACAGGAGGUUGCUGAGAACCUUGGAUACUCGUCCCAACCUCCGGGAUGGGCCUCUCACCUCCGCGUCAGCUGUUCUUCAUAGAACAUAUUUUACAAAGACUGAUGGUGUUCUUAAGAAUCUUGAAGCGCUGAGUGUCUACUGGGUGGAAGAUGACACCUGGAGGAGCAGCUCAAUGAACAUCUGUUGAUAAAAAUAGAAACAAAGUGACUUAAUCUUAAAUAUGUAAAUACAUCACUUCCAUAUCACCUUAAGUGGAUGAGGGCCAUCACUGAUUAGUGCACAAUGAAUAAAUAAAACUGAUUAGUAUGAAUCAGGGGCCAUUGUGAAAGGGGCCAUUGUAGUCCUGUAGCAUGCACCAAUAGUUUGGUUACUGGUUCACUUUCAAUUGAGAUUUAUGAUCUUUAUUUUAGCCAGAGCGUCAAAAACAACACAAGCAAGUUCACGUUAUGCCGGCCGUUUGACCUAAUAUUUUGUCCUUUGAGCUGACUGACCCCCAACAU
Molecule: messenger RNA, 2216 nt
Organism: Pocillopora verrucosa
Lineage: Eukaryota; Metazoa; Cnidaria; Anthozoa; Scleractinia; Pocilloporidae
Product: protein adenylyltransferase SelO
Source: RefSeq, a predicted model, not a curated record